Messenger RNA from Spirodela intermedia, 13843 nucleotides. Lineage: Eukaryota; Viridiplantae; Streptophyta; Magnoliopsida; Alismatales; Araceae. The record is from the annotation of a GenBank genome assembly.
AUGGCGGCGGGUCCUGGCACAGUGAAGCCCUCUGUCACUCGGCAACCUACCAACAUCAUCUGCAGGGCGCCCCUACUCCGCUUUACUCGCGGUCUUGGCAUGUCCAACGCCGGUGCUGGGGCCGGCCGCCAAUGGGGCGGGAAGAUGAGAGCUGUUUCUGCCGCAUCGUCGUCGGGCCAGCCACUCCUCGCCGACGCCGCCCACAGGGAGGAGAUUCGCCGGCUCGCGCAGAGCUCCCUAUCCAACUGUCUCACGGAAACCCACCUCGAUCUUUCAGUCCCGGGGUUGGGUUCCAAGUCCAGGGGCAAGGUAAGUAGGUUGGUUUCGAAUUUCGGAACAGUAUCUCUCGUCCGCCCCUGUCGUUGUCUUUUUCUUUGCGUGUCAAUCUCUGGCUGAAUCAUUUCCUCAAACAGGUGAGGGACAUAUAUGACGCGGGCGAUUAUUUAGUGUUGGUGACCACCGAUAGGCAGAGCGCUUUCGACAGAGUUCUGGCGUCGAUUCCCUUCAAGGGACAGGUGCCCUUUUGCAUUUUUUUCUUCCCGAAUUUUCGAUUCUGCUGAUGGUUGAAUGUCCAGUUUCGUGGUCAUCGAAGGAGAAGAAAACACUUCGAAUCUUCUUCUAGCGUUCCCUCUCCACGUCCUCAACCUCUACUCGUACAUGUUGCCUAAAUUCCAAUAAAAUUGGUGUAUAUUAUUUAUGCCUAUUUACAACGGUUUCUCCUUCUUGUUUAUUAUCUCGAGCAGCCUGAAUCGGCCCAUUAUGUUUGUAGUCGCUCCAAAUUACAAACUUUUCGCGUUGGAGCAAAAUCAGCGUUCCUGUUAGACCACAGGUCUAUUACAUAAUUAUCAUAGGCUAUUUAAUGCAAUUAAUGUGUCGAAGAGACUACAUAGACAAGUCUAUGCCAAUAAUGUUCAGACUUAAUCAAGGAUCUGAUCUAAGAUUUGAGGCAUUCCGAAAAAUUGAAUUGGGCGGUCAUACGUUCAUGUGAUGUUGUUCAAUGCCAUAUAUUAGUUAUUUCUUGGUGUGAUCAUCUGGUGAUGAAAUGUCACCGGCCAAAACUUUGUUCUAGAUCCUUUCCACGGGUCUUUUUUCCCUUGUUAGCAGGAGUCGAUAUGAGAUAUCCCUGGCAUGAGCUUGUUUGGGGAUAGAUUAUCUUUUACUUUGUGUGCCUUGUUGGACUUCCAUCUUGGUUCUCACUGUGAGCCUUUCCUUCUUCAGUACUUGAAAUCUUUGAUGUUCGAACUUAUAUUUUUAUUGCUAGUGGAUCAUGUUUUCUGUUUCCGGAAAGUUACAGUAAAUAGCCGUAGACAAAGACUAACUUGCUGUGUAAUUUUCCUUUGUUUCUUUUCCUAUCUGAUGAACAGAAUGUGGUUGUUUCAGGUUCUUAAUGAGACAAGUCUCUGGUGGUUUGAUAAGACUCAAGAUAUAACUUCCAAUGCCAUAGUUUGCAUUCCUGACCCCAAUGUGACAAUUGCAAAGAAAUGCACUGUUUUCCCUGUUGAAUUUGUUGGUGAGACAAUGCUUUUUUUUUCUUUCUACAUCUUACUGUACUUUAAUUUUAUAAUUUUUAAUUAAAUUGAAGUUCUGCCUGUCAAAUUUUCGUUUAUUUUCUAUGUGAUAAGUAGGUGCUUACCAAACUAUGUUACAUGUACUCUUAGUACUGGGAAAGUGGUAAAUUUUUUAAUGAACUGCGUUCUUUUUGUCUCAAGUAUAAUUCUUUGAAACGUUAUGCUGCUCAGGUCAACAUGUUUCCCGGCAUCUCUAUGGCACUCUGAAGCUGUUGAUAUAGCAGUUGUUAGACCUCUCAAUUGACUUCUUUUGCGUGACACUGCUGGAAUGCUGAAUCUCCCUGUAUAAAAUGAAAGAAUCAUAGGUUGACAAGAACUUUUCUAUUCAGGCAUUCUUCAUCGGUGAAAUGAAUCAAUUUUGAAACUAAUGUGCAAUGGAGCGCAUUACAUUGUUUAUGUAAUUCCUUGCAAUUCAGCAUAAUGAAUUGAAUCUUUAGUGAUGACCAUGGAUUUUGUACCAGAGCUUCUUCUCGGGGGUAAUGGUGUACUUGAUCAAUGUCAUGGAUGAUAAAGUUUUCUUGAAGAAAGAAAGCAUACUUGAUCGUUAUCAUGGAUGAUAAAAUUAUUGAGAAGAAAGAAGAUCGUUUGUAGUACAGAUCAAUUAAUAAUAAAUAUCAUGACCCAAUAAGGAAAAAAAUGUUCAACUGGAAUCACGGAAGUCACAACUUCUUCGUAGUAAUUUUCAGAAGAGAGAUAACCAAGCUACUUGGAAUUAAUCAUUGAGAUCAACCAGCACUCAGGAUGGCAAGGAAUUUUAGAUGGAAUUAUUUGCAUGGGAGUCUGUAUGGAAGUUCUUUUUGUCAAAGUCCUUUUUUGACCAUACGUUCAAUGCAUAUCAGAACGUUUUAUUGAUAAAGUACUCAUAGGAACCAUAAAACUACGAUGUGAAGCUAUCUUAAUACAUUUCAUGCACAUCCUUCCAAUAGCUCAAGGUUGUAAAGGGUUAAAAUUUGGAAUGUGCGCCUAAGCUAUUCAAUCAUGUACAGACAUUGGUUUAUAUACAUGUUAAUGCUAUGUAGGAGACAAUUGUUAGUUCCCAUAAGGCUUGGUAAGUGUUGGAAUGGCCUCACAUUGACUGAGACCAAUCCUAUAAUUAAAUUUAUCGGUCUACUCUUCUCUUUUUGAUGGCAACUAGUUUAUCUUUAUUAAGUUAUGCUUGAGAAUAUCAGUCUUAUAGGUUUUGGUUUUUGCUUUUUUUCUUGGGCUCAUGAUCGCAAUCUGUGCCCUACUUUUCUUUGCAGUGAGAGGAUUUGUUACUGGUAGUACUGAGACAUCAUUAUGGACGGUCUACAACAAAGGUAUCAGAAAUUACUGUGGCAAUGUUCUUCCUGAAGGUAAAUUUUCAUAUCCCAUUUGUUUCUCAUUAUGUGUCUGAACAUAUGUUGUCAUUGUUACAUUCAUCUAUAAUCGUCUAAUUUUCUUUUAGGUAUAGUGAAAAAUCAGAAGUUACCUGUCAACAUUCUCACGCCAACAACAAAAGGCAUAGAUCAUGAUGUCCCAGUGACUCCUAAAGAGGUCUGUGUUUUGAAUUAACUUUUUUUGGUUGUUGUUAAAAUGUAAAUUUCCAUAGGAAGACAAUUUUUUUUGACUGAUUUCGUUAUUCGUCAAUACUAAUCUCUUAGUCAUGCUUGAAGUCACAAAAGAUUGCCGUGAAAAAAUAUGCUUUUGUUUCGCCCUUUUAAAGAAGUGCUUCUGAAAUGAAUGCAUUAAAUUGGUUACAUAUUUUUUUUUUUGCGAACGUUGUUGCAAAUCCAUAUGGAGUUAAGUUUGUUGAAAAGUACUAUGUACAGGUCAGGUAUCAUUUGAAUUUGAGUAGAACAAUCUUUUGCUUAAAAAUAUAUUUUAAGGUGCAUCCUAUGUAACGAAGAAGCCUUGAUGCGUUGAGCAGCAUAGAGGCCUAAGUUGGUUUCGCUCAUUAGACAAGGGUUAUAGAUGCAUUAUUUCAUGGAUUCGCAUAUGCACCAAAAUGUGAAGAUGAGAAUUACAUUCACAUUACUAUGCCAUUUAUGAAGAAUGGUCAUUUAUUGAAUGCAGUGGCAAAUAUUUUUUCUUUAUUUUAAUUGACUACAAUCCUUGUUUCAGAAGUUGUCUUUACUUUUUUAAUUUAAAUGUUUUUAUGAGAAACACUUCCUUUGGCCUUUCCUAGUUUUAUUAUCAAAAGUAGGAAAUAGCCAAUCUAAUUUUAUAAUACAGGCUAACACUUUUACGAUUUCAAUAUUAUAUGCAUGCAGAUAUAUUUUAUUAAUUUUCAAGUAAUGAAUAUAUAUAUUUUUUUAUUUGAUAUGAAUUGUGACAUAUUUUAAAAUAUAUUCGAAUGGGUUGUGUCUUUUCACUUAGGGUAUAUGUUUGUCGACUGCACUGCUACAGUUGAUGUCUUAAAAAUUUUAUUCCAAAGUAGAUCACUAAUUUCCGAAUGAUCCAUGUUAAUUAUCUGUUUCUUUUCCCUUCUGUUCUUAAAAUUUAAAGGAAUAAUCGGAAAUUUAUUUUUGACCAGUUGAGGAAGCAAAAACGUUGGUGAGACGGCUGCUUAGAUGUCUCCUUUGGAAACCCUUCCUUCACUAAGCUAAUUGUCAUUCCUGUGAAUGCUUCAACUAUUUUCCUGUAUGAGAAUGUAUGCAUACACUGUUCUUAUUUAGUUGACAUUAAAUGCUUUAUGAUAGUUUUCAAGCCACGUUGUCAGUAAUGCCUGUUGAGCAUCCUCCUUACGUACUUGUAUUCGGGCCUUUGGUAUUUGGCCUUCCCUCAAGCUGCCUAGGCAGCCAUAAUGAGUGGUUCCUUAGGUUUGUAUUUACAUUUAUUCGUAUUUACUCACAUGCUGAUUGCUGUUAAAGUAUUUUUUUAUACCUUUAGCAUUAUCUAUAAUAUUAUUUUUGGAAAUACGUGCUAACUAUAAUAUUUUAAAUAAAAUUAAAAAAUAUGUUUUUUAUUCAUAUUAUUAUGAGAACGCUGCUAACAAUUCCUUUUGUAGUUUUCCUGUUCAUGUGUAAAUGAAAAGUUUAUGAUCCUCAUUAGUUAUCUUUAUCAAAUAAUUUUAUUUCUGAAGUUACGUCUUUCUUUUAAUGUAUAUUAUAAUACCAUUUCAGUAAAAUAAGUUCAAAUUUAUCUUGCACGUACACACUUUUUGAAUGCCUGAAUUCCUUUUGGAGUUAACAUUCAGAUCUGUAUUAACCCAAACCUAAUACCAAACCUUACUAAAUACAUGCAAACUUACGACCUAAUAUAUGCAAACUUCAUAAAGGAGAUAAUCAAACCUCUACAUUAACCCAAACCUUACUAAAUACAGAGCUUGCACAAAUCACUACAAAAUAAUUUUCAAAGAACUUACGAGCUCUGUCAGAAUGUUGAAGGAUGGGUGCAACAUGCUUGGAAAGUUCUUUCUGAGCUUGAGAAGAUCACUUGAGGAUGUGUGAGUUUUGGAGUUGAUUAUCUUUUAGGUCUUGAAGUUUUGGAUUCAUGGAAGCUCCUUUUCUCUGGUAGCUUAAGGAACACUUUAAUUCUUUAUUUAAUCUCUAUUCACAAAAUAGCCAUAUACUAAUCCUCUGGCGCUGGAUUUGCACAUUUGUUCAAUUUUGUUUUCAUUGACUACUUUCGUGGUUUUUUGUGUAAGAUACUUUUGUUUAACUUAUUAGUGCUUUCACCAUGUUCCAUUAGACGAAAGAUGCCUUUCAUCUGAAAAUUCAAGGUAUAAAGAUGAAACUCUGGAAGAAGGGAGCAGAGGGGACAAGGUAGCAGGAAAUUGCAGUGAUUUGAGUGCAGUUUUGAAUGUGAGUCAAAGUGAAUACCGGCGAUAGACCAUGAAGCUGGGGAUGACGAUUGUUAAAUGGAAUAUAAAUGAUUCAUGUAAAAUAGAUGAAAUGUUACAGCAUUUUGUGGCGCUCUUGUUCGUAGUGUAGAAAGUAGAUGCGAUAUCUUAACAGUCGGUAGAAGAUGCUUUUCUCUGGAUUCAUGACAAACAGAUGCCGCAGAUGUUAAUUAUCAGCUGGUUCUUAUCGUGAGAUAGGAAGAUUUACUGGAACAAAUAUUCAUAGAAGACCGGAGGAGUGUGACAGAACAUCUGUAUCAACUUUGUAAAGUACAGUGUGCAAGUUUGAGUAUUUUAUUUGGAUCUGAUCCGCCCUUUCCAUUGUCCACUUUUGGUCAUGUUCCAUCCCCCUCUAAUUUUAACAGGUUCUUGGUGUUCAUUAUCGCUGAAGGGAGUUUUCCACCAGUUGAAGGUUUAAUAUCUUGAAAGUAUUAUCAAUCACUACUAUCAAUGGUGGCACGAUCCUGCAGCUCUGUUGUGGUAGAUGGGGGUAGAAAAAUGUACAGAAUGGAGUCCGAAUGUUUUUAUUUUUACUCACAGAAGAAAGUUUUUAUUGAUCUUCUCCAGAGCUGGAGCAGACUGCUAUUGCAUACAAAGUUGUAAAAAAUAAAUGGAAUCUUUUAGAAAUCCUUUUGUGAAGAGUAGAAGUGUCUAGAAAUGAGGACUGGAAACGAGUUCGGUUACAUUACUGUGUGCUUAAUGAUAAAAAGUGAAAAUUGAAUGUACAUACGUUUUUGCCAGUAUUCACAAAAACAUGUGCUGCCAUUGUUGCAGUACAUACUGAAUUGUAUGCUUGAAAAUUUUCUACUUCAGUUAUAAUUUUAUGGGAUUAUUUUAGCCGCCUAAAGUGUACUGUAGGGUUCCUUUGCCUUUGGCUACUGUAAGAAUUGGGGUAACUCCCCAUGGUUGUAGUAAUUUAUUGGUAUCUCAAACUUUUCAAAAAUCUGGAGAUAUUAUUCUACCAUAAAAUCUGGUUAUAUGUUUUACUUGAAUUUGCAUCACCCGUAAGAUAUACUUUUUUCUUUCCUCUCGCACAAACAUUGUUCCACUCGCAUGUUUCCAUUUGUUUUCUAACACGUCCUAUAUUGUUAAACUAUUUAAUGCAUAGUGAUUGAUCCAGGUGGUUGAACUAGGUUUGAUGACACAAGAGGAAUUCGAUGAAGUAAGCAGCAAGGCCUUUCGAAUAUUUGCAUAUGGACAGGUAGCGAUAAGAAAACUCUGAAACCUUAUUGUAUUUAUGCAGAUUAAAAUGUAGUCUCUAUUAGACACCCAAAUUGUUGAAGUGUAAGGAUGAUGGGUACCUAAACUUAACGCAUUUUAGGCCCAUAGGAGAGACCCUUUAGGCAAGCGUUCUUCAUUAAUGAUUAGAUGAUACACACGGGCAGAGUUCUAUUUCCUCCUUGGACGAUUUAUCAUUCUGAAAUGCAAAUCCAUCUAUCUUCUCUUGCAGUCAAAGCUGGCAAUGAAAUGAUGAUGAUUUUUUAUUUUAUUUUUUCAGGUUUUUUGGGAGUUAGAAUACUAAUGCGAAUACUCUACCUUGGUUUUAUUCUUGUUCUUAACAUGUUUCUGUGUGGGCAAUAUUCUUGUUUGAGUUCCUUAAUUAGAUUUUGGUGCAGCCUGCAAUCCAUUUCAUUUGUAGAUUUGGGCAAAGGUUACGGUGAUGCAAGGCACAUUAGAUAGGGCCAGAUAUUUUGAAUUACCACGUCACCUGCCAUAUCAUUUGUGUAAGUAGAUAAAACAUCCCAUUAAACAUGAGUAAAUGUGAAAAACAUUCUACUGCUCGAUACCUCCCAGUGCCACCAAGCCACCUACCCAAUCAGCUAACAUCAUUUUAUAAAAUUGAAAUGGUAGUAUUAUAUCUAUGGCGCUCUUACAUGUAGAAUUGUGUAUUCUUAUAUCCCUCUAGUUAGGAGUUAAUGCUGUCUAUUGGAACAUCUCGAGAUAUUUUUUUUCCCAGGCUGAUUGCUCAUAUGCCGGUAGUUCUGCUAUUGUACAUUGUUGCAUAUUGUUGACUAGGUGAACAGGUAAACUACAGUGGAGUCUUUAUGGGUUUGUCAUGGGGAAGGAUUUAUGUAUUUCAUAAACUGAUUGUUAGUAUUUGAUGAUGUCCAUUAUCCUGUUGACCACCCUGUGAAUGAUAAUAUCAUCAGUCAUUCCUGCAUACACAGUGAUGUGUUGGUAGUCCACUAAAUAGAAAGUUCAGACAACACAACUGUGAACUAAGUCAGAAAAGAAUUAAAAUGGAAAAGAAAAGUUUUCAGAUCAGAUUGGUUUUGACGUUCUGUGGUUGACAAUUCUUUCUUCUAGCCUGCUUUCAGUUGUCAGCAUAGCACAAAAGAGUACAUUUGGCCAAAGAUAGUCCUUUCUCUUUGGUUAAUGCAUCAACGAUAAAGACUAUUUACGUUGGUUACUAAAAAGUGCACAAUAUUGUGUAAUCGGAUUUAUGCUGCUGCAUUUUCCCCGGAAAUAAGUCAGUUUUUGGAAGGGAGACAUAAAGACUCCAUCUAUGUAACUUUUAUGUGAUUGGUUUGGAAAUCGAAUCCGGUUCAUCUCUUGCCAUUUUUACUGUGAUGGUUUUUGGCUUUAUUUGCAGAAAGUGGCGUUGGAGCAUGGGCUUCUGUUGGUUGAUACGAAAUAUGAAUUUGGAAAGGGAGCUGAUGGUUCUAUUCUUUUAAUUGACGAGGUCAGUCAAUGUUAGUCUUGAAGGAUUACAUUUGGCCGUGGUGUUUUUUGUUCUUUGAAGUUACAUUAUUUCUUCAAUUUAAUAUGUUCGAUUCUUUUCUGUAAAAUUAAUUUCACAGAAUCCUGAUAUCCUCGUGUUUAUGGUCUGUAUUGCAUUCUUUUUGCUCGAGGCAUGUUUGAUUUGAAUAUUCAUUAUUGAACUCCAAGAAAUGGGAAUUCGGUUUAUAUAGAAGGAAAUUCUGGAAGAAAUCAAAGUUAAUUUAAACACUUCAAGAUCAACUAUGCUCCAGCUUUCGGGAUUCCAUUCCUGAUUCAGGGACAUUCUCUCCUUGCCCUAGCUUCAGUGCCAACGAAAGAGAGCUCUCUGUAAUACUCCCUUCUAAGGGUUUCACAAAAUUCCAGUCACCUUGCGUUAGGGAUCAGUUUUAUUGUUUUUUCUAAUCAAACAAAUGCCAUAUUGGUGAAUAGUGCCCUGAUUGUCAGGUCCAAUUGAUUGAAGGCCACGUGGCAAUGAAAAGGAAAACAUUAUUUAGUACAAUCCUCCCCCCUUUCCUAGGUUGUUGGACCCAGGUCAUAACAGAACCAUGACAAAUAAUGAAGAACAUAGAUACCCGAUGUGAUUCAGGUGAUGCUUUCAAGUUAUGUAAGCAGAUAUUGAAUAGAAAAAAACUCUACAAUUUUAUGGUAAGGUUUGAGGGGCAGCCUAGUUCUGUUAAUCUUUGGAGACUGUUGUUUUUGGACUUGAUUGGUGUUACCUUAUUGAUUGCACCUACAGACGAUCUUGAUGUCCACCCUUAUUCCCUUUCACUGAGUUUCCCAAGGACUAGAUGGCCCCCAUGCAAUGAACUCCGGGUACAUGGUCUGUUAAUUUACUUUCACAGAUGAGUGUAUCCUCUUCAUGAAUUUGAUCUGUGAUUCUUUGCUUGGACUUCUGUAGAAGCUUGAGCAAAGUUUCAUUCUGACGAGUAUCCCAUCAAAUACAGCAUAAAAAUAAUCCAACUAUAGUUCCAUUCGCUGCCAUGCCUAUAGUGGUUCGUCUGAUAAUUGUAAGCCAUGGCUAUAUCUUUCUUCCAAUCCUUCUAACCCAUUUUGCCUGUAGGCCUUUACCAAAGGCUCAAGGAUCAUCAAUACCCCCUGUCCCUUUGAUUUCUGUGCUCUUAGCCCACUGGAGUGGACGGAACCCUUUUCUGUCAUUCUCAUUCUCCUCUUACAAGAAGGAUUUUAUGAGCUCAUUGAUGAGUUAAAUAUAUGACAGAAUUUGGUAGCUUUUUUUGAAAAAGGUAAAAAGCUCUUAGCCUAGGUAGUACUGAUUUCAAGAAGUUUCAUUUACCACCAUUUAACGUUCUAUCCACUCCAUUAUCCAAUUUAUUCCAAGCUUGUGAUUGAUCUUUAUUCUUCAUAUGUAAGCGAGCUAUUGGAGCCCAGUAUUUCAGGUAUGAUUUCAAAACUACAUAAAAGGGAUCGAUGAUAUGACUGCGGAUUUUUCGUAAUUGACAUUGAGGUAAGUCAUCUUUCCUAGAAGAACUUUCGGAAGGUUGUCAAUCUUGCUCUUAUGAUCCACUGGAAAGGGGUUAGUUUAUCAUCAGCGAUGUAACGCACCUUUAGUUUCAACUCCCACGGUAAAGCAUUUAGAUAUUUUCCUUCUUCCUUCUGGAACUUAAAUUUUUGAAAUCAAAGGAAGCAGGUAAUGAGAAAUUGUGCCCAUAACGCUAGCUCCAGCAGCCCUUGCAUAACCAUGCAAGUCCCCUAGUUGUACCUGUUGUGAAUUCUCAGCAAUUGGCUAUUGAUAGUUCCCUUUAAAACAUCAGAUCCUGUUAACGUACCUCAAGUGAUUCUAUCAGGAGCCUUCUUAAAACCGAGUUACACAACCAGGCAUUUUCCGUCUUUUGAUGGUCAAUACCUCAUAGGCAGACUAGUUUUCAUGUAGAUAUAUCCCCUUGAAAAAGUCGUACGAUUUUUGUUUAUCUAUUUUUUUUCUAUCCCUGUGUUCAACCCUUUAGACAUUCAGUUUGCUACAUUUUGGUGAUAAAUACGAAGAAUGGUAGGCCAGAAGCAAAAAGUGAACUUGAAACACUCUGGUACAGAUUCCUCAAAGGAAGUUGUCAUAUUAGAGGAGUAGAUAUUUAUAUAUUACGGUCCAUAUGGUUUAUAGUGCUUCGGAUGUCUGUAUGAAGGUAAGUGGUCUAUGAACUAGAAACGCUGUCUGAUGUGUGGACCAGUGGGAGACGAGCUGCAGAUUAAAAUAAAAAUGAAUCAAUAAUACAUGAAAAGUUUGAGAACUUUCUAUGUCAACAAUUCUAAGAAAAAAUAAAGCCCCCAAAGCUAGAAUGAUUAACUAUCUUCGCGUUUAGUUUUCCAGAUGACUUGGAUGGCAGUCUUGGUUGGUGUAUGGCUGAUUAAGUUCUCAGCGUACAAAGUUGUUCUUCAGGUUUGGAAGGCUGCAUAGAUUACUUUAAUGUGGGUAGAGGAAGGAAGAAAAUGCCUAGUGAUCCUAUUGAUCUUCACUGUUCUACAUUAGAAUAUUGUGAAAUGAAGACUUCAUCUGAAAAUAUGUAUGGGUCACCAUACAGUGUUUCAUAAAUGCGCAGAAAAUGUGGGCUGCUGAUUGAUCAGAGAGCCUGGUUGGCAAGAGUCACAUAACAUCACAUUUUAUUCUAAUUUGUUCGAUUCAUGCUACAGUGUUAGUUUUCUGUUCUCAUGUUUUCUUUGUCAUCCUCUCACAUUUUGGACUCUCAUUAGUAAUUGGGAUGCUACAACUCUCAAAACAUUUUGCACUCAUCGAGUGAAAACAUUACUCAUCUUAUUAAUUUUAAGGGUCUUUGGCAUUUCUAUUCUUCCAGGGACCUCUCCUCUUCCAGAUGUGAGAAAUUGGUGUUGAUACAGGACUUUGAUGCCAAUUGGACCGAGCAGAUUCCUGAAUUCUGUCAAUGUUGCUUUGUAUGGCAUGGAUAGUUAGUUACCAGGAGGGAUUGACUAUGUUGUAGUCAUUUAAAAUUUCUGUGCAAUAUAAAUUCAGCGGAAGAAUCGUAAAGGAUUAUGCCAGAAAAAGGGUUCUCCACAUCGCACGCACCAAUGUUUGAAUUUAUAAAUUAAAGUUAUGGGUCAGAACUAUUAGAGAAACAGUGAGUGCAGAUGUUAAUCUAAACCUUUCUAAUUUUAGGCACUCUUUCAUCUAUGAAAUGGUUUUAAGUACAGCUGGCUGUGAGUUUCCCGCCUACAGAAUCAGUCAAUAGGAGUGCUGUUUAGUAUGUGAUGGUAAUCUUAUAUUAUGUCGUCUCUGGGGUAUCUGCAGAGCCUGACUGGCUUCCUGCAGUUCUCUAUGCAGAAUAAGUUGGAUGGUUAUUCUUAGUUGACAAAAUUAGAUUUUAACUUAUAGCUCUUGACAUUGCAGCAUAAGUUACCAUGGUUUGUAUGAUAAUCUUAACCAAGGUUUUUUGCAUGAGAAACUAUCUGUUACCGGAUAAUCAUCCAUUGAGGUAUAUUUGUACCUUCUUUUUCAUGUUUACUAGUUAGACUGCAUAUCCUGCAGUUUCCUUCAACGAGUAUGCUGUGUCAUUUAAGACGAGAAAUACAUUCUUCUUUCAUAACGUUUCUUCACGAGUUCUCAAGUCGCAUUUUGUGUCCGUCAAAUUCUAUGUACUUGAUAAAACUCUAUGACGUUUGGACAGUUCAAAUGACAUCUUCACAAUGAUUCUUUCUUUGUUACAUGUUCUUAGGUUCAUACCCCUGAUUCUAGCAGAUAUUGGAUUGCUAAUUCCUAUGAGAAACGGUUUGCUGACGGUCUUGAGCCUGAAAAUGUUGAUAAGGUAUACAAUUUGGUUUUUUCCUUCGUUCUGUUAUUAUUUGUAUUAAGUUAUUGACUAGUGUGCUACACUCAACGAUUUGAACAAGCAAGUAUACCGUGGGUUGUACCUUAAGCUCUCUGGUACGGUCCUCUUGCAUGUACAGUGUCCUGCUUAUUGUGUUCGACGUAUAUCUGAUAUAUUGUACAGCUUUAGGUGUUCUCAAAACAAUUACAUGAAUCUGAGGUAACAUACAUUUUCAGGAGUUCCUGAGGCUGUGGUUCAGGAAUCAUUGCAACCCUUAUGAAGACAAGGUGCGCUACCUAUCUCUUGUUGUUUACUUAUGUUAUUGGUUCCUUUUGUUUAUUCAUAGGAAAAUAAAAGCUGUCUCUACGCUGCAAUACAAAAUUUUCAGGCCCUUCCAGAGGCUCCCGAAGAACUUAUUUGUGAACUUGCUUGGCGGUAUGUUUUUGUUUGUUGCAUCAUUGUUUUGGGCCAAGUACAUCUCGUAUAUUCCAGUAGAAGAAAUUAUCAAUUCCAGUGUAGAUCGGUCUCUCUCUACUUUCUAAAUAAAUAAAUAAUGACUGCCGUAGUAUUUGCUUCUCAUGAUAAAUCCCGUAAAUUCCUCUUCAACUCAAGGUUCAGGUAGUCUUUUGCCAAAGUGCAUCGUUCAGUCAGGACAGGAGAGAGUGAAAGCCAUUAAUUUGAAUUAGUUUUCUGUCUAAUUUGCUUCCCUCAUAGAUGUGAACCUCUCUUAUGAGAGUCAAGGGUCUCUCAAACAUAGUGAGAAGGAUUGAGCUGAAGAAUUCCCUUAAUCUUUGUGCUGCUAUCAUUCUCUCUCCUCCACUAUAGGACUAUGGAGCCCCCACUGAUCGUAUUGCUAUAUAAACAGAGGGCUGGAUCCUUUUACCUUGAAUAUAAGGAUAGAUUUGAGAUUUUCUGAGAGACUGGAGCUAUUUUGUUUGAUUGAGUUUGGUGUUAAUUCAGCUUAGCUAUGUGUUGACCUGCUCAAAAGAAGAUUGCCUAGGACAAUAGGUCAAACAAGCUUGGGUGAAAUGAAGAUGUUUGGAAGGUUUUCGUAUUUAUAACUAUUUAAAGUUUGGUUAGAAGGUUGGGAAUUGGGAUGCCAGUGCAAAUCGUCAUUUUUGGCUUGUAAAUUAUAGUGGACUUGACGAAAACGCUGGUUAUUUCAAGAUUGAAGUUUUCUUUUCAUGUUCAGGAUAGGCACACUAGUCGAGCCAGUUGGGGUCAAGAGCUUCCCUGUUUUGGCUGAACUUGGGGGAUGUCAGUGGUGCUGUUCCUGCUGAGAAUCAUUCACUGGUCUGAGCAGGUUUACCUUGGUUGAGUUAGGUUUGGUGAAUGUCCUGUGAACAAAAUAAAGAAACGUAACGAUGCUCAUUCAGAGAAUGUGAGAAAAGCAAGUGAUGGCUGUCAGGGCAGGUAAUAUGUUAUCUAGAGAGUUACUGCCCUCUGAAGAAGUCAAACCUUUUGUUUCUUGAUGGCCUGAAAAAGGAAAUGUUAUGAGAAAUAUUUGAAAUAUAUAUUUUAAUGGUGAUCUCUAAUACUAUGCGCUAUUUCAUUGUAUUUCCUGCUGUAUAUUCCAGUCAUUGACCAGAUAUUUUGCUUGGUAAACUUGGUUGUGAGCUUUGGCUUGACCCAAAUCACCAGAUUAAUAAAUGCUACCCAGCACUCUGCCGCUCUCUUCCUGCACUUCCUGCCAUAUCAUUUCUCACUGAAGCAGGCGGCCAUCAUCAUGGAAAUUUAGCAUGCUUGAGCCUUUUCACUCUCUUGCUUAUAAGGGGUCUGAGCUUUUUAUCCCAUGGCAGAUACAUUUUCCUCUAUGAAACGAUCACAAAUUCUAAGUUCCAGAUCGCACGGUCAGAGGUAUUGACCCACAGUAGACGACUGAAACUGUUUCCAUGAUACAAGCUGAAGCUGGUUGUUCUCUGCAGGAACCCAUACAUGACAGGAUCACGAGGAACGUUGCAAGAGCAAUCUCUUCACUGUGA